Tigriopus californicus is the source of this 1580-nucleotide messenger RNA. RefSeq names its product zinc transporter ZIP9-like (gene Zip102B). The record is from RefSeq and is a predicted model, not a curated record. Gene Ontology annotation, biological process: transmembrane transport; zinc ion transport. NCBI's taxonomy places the organism in Eukaryota, Metazoa, Arthropoda, Copepoda, Harpacticoida, Harpacticidae. The transcript has a single exon. Gene Ontology annotation, cellular component: membrane. Gene Ontology annotation, molecular function: metal ion transmembrane transporter activity. The coding region runs from base 334 to 1278 and encodes 314 amino acids.
GCCAUCCAGCCUGAUCCCGAGGCCGUCAGCCGUUAAUCCACCAAUUCUCUCUACACAGCGAGCGAACACAAACUAAACCAUUGUGUACAAACCCACUUGAGAUUUCGCUCAAUCUUGUCCACUCCUCUCUACAUCCCCUAUUGCCAAUUAUCAUCACCUGGUGCAUUAUCAUCGUAAGGCCUGAAGUGUACGUAUAUGUACUGUGUGCAUUACAAUAAGUGGGCUGACUGUUGGUUGGAGUAGUAGUGGGCUUUAACAAGGAAAGGUCGUUGGUCAAAGCUCCGCAGCCCAUUAUAUACACACAUAUAUAUCACAGUGGCGAUCUCCCGUGAAAUGGUGGAAGAGGUCAAGGGCGGGGCUAGCGAGGCUUUGAGGGGUGACCCGUCCUCGGCACGCGCCGUCCUUCAGCUCUUGGCCUUUUGUUUGGUCAUGCUCGUGGGCUCUUAUUGCGCGGGCUCCAUUCCUUUGUACAUGCCUCUCAAUGAAGAAAAGCUUCAAUUGGUGUCGGUCAUGGGGGCAGGGCUAUUGGUGGGCACAGCCUUGGCCGUGAUCAUUCCCGAGGGCAUGCAGGCCUUGAUCAAGGCUUCGCAAGCCCACGCUUCGUCGGAUCAUCACCAUGAAGGGGCUGCUCACGACGCCUUUGAAGGCCUGGAUCGGAGCAUUGGCAUGGCAUUGGUCUUAGGGUUUCUGUUCAUGCUCCUCGUGGAUCAAUUGGCUUCCAAGGCUUCCAAAUCGGACUUGGAAGCCAAUGCUUCGACCUUGGCGGGUCGGAACGUGUCUUGGACCACGACGUUGGGUCUGGUGGUCCAUGCUGCGGCCGACGGGAUCGCAUUGGGAGCGGCCAGUUCCACGCGGCACACUGAUAUCGAGUUCAUCGUGUUCAUGGCCAUCAUGCUGCACAAGGCCCCGGCGGCCUUUGGUUUGACCUCUUUUCUGAUGCGGGAAGGCCUAGACAAGGCCAAGAUACGUCGACAUUUGCUCGUGUUUUCCAUAUCGGCCCCAGCUUUGGCCUUUUUUACCUACACAUGGUUGGGUGCAUCGGGCCAAGGUCGACGAAUGGACACCAUGCACGCCACGGGCUUGGCCAUGUUGUUCAGUGCGGGCACGUUCCUCUUUGUGGCCACGGUCCAUGUGCUCCCCGAGAUCAUGUCCAAGGGCUCAAACAACGGGCCGAGUCCCGGGCACUCGCAUUCCGUGGGAUUCGGCAAAAUCGAGAUUGUGAUGCUGGUGAUCGGCAUCGCACUCCCCUUGGUACUGACCAUGGGCCAUCAUCACUGACGGCGCUCUCAGAUCCGGACCGCACCCGCACACCACAGACCUGCAAAUUCAUUCAGAAAUAGCUAUUUCUGCGACAAAGUGGACCAAGAUGGCCCCAUGGAUGCUGACAAUCGACCGACCUCCAAGGCAAGCCAUCGUGGACGCCACUGACGACCGGCCAGUAUUCAGAGUUGUGAAGCUUACCGUUUUGUAAACACGCCAUCCGGCCCAGGUUCCUGGUUGUUUGGACACCGAGGCGUUCGUUUGUUGACAAGUGUUGUUUAUUCAUUGAUAUAUUAUGAUUAAAUUAAAAAAAAGCUUCA